Molecule: messenger RNA, 653 nt
Organism: Temnothorax curvispinosus
Lineage: Eukaryota; Metazoa; Arthropoda; Insecta; Hymenoptera; Formicidae
Product: neuropeptide-like protein 31
Exons: 3
Coding region: 108-356 (82 amino acids)
Source: RefSeq, a predicted model, not a curated record
GAAACGAUGGACAGUGGUGUUCGACAACGACAGAUGAGAAAAAAUCGGUGCGAUUGUUAACGAGACGUCAGUCGGACCACAAACAACAAUUGCAAAUACGAGAAAGAAUGGCGUGCCUGAAGAUUUACCUUGUUCUGCUCUUAGCCGUUGCAAUCGGUGUGGCAGUUGCAAAACCGGGAUACUUAGGCUAUGGAUAUGGUGGUUACUAUCCGUAUGCCUAUGGAUAUAGAUUCCCAUUUUAUGGCGGCUAUGGCGGAUAUGGACACGGAUAUGGACAUGGAUAUGGACAUGGAUUUGGCUACGGAUUUCCGUACUACGGUGGCUAUGGUCAUUACGGUCAUUACGGUUACCAUUAAGGUGGACACAAAACAACGGCCUUCUUCUGGAUUUUCUCUGAAAUACCAUCUGAAGAGUGCGUUUAAUUGAUUUACGUCGUUUUCUCUCUAUUUUUUUUGUCGCCAAGAUUGAUCCAACAUCGCGAAGAACAUAUUUAUUCAUGUAACGCUUGUGUCAAAUUGUGCACGCAAUAUGUUUACUACAAAGUUCUAAAAAACUAAUGACAAAGUUUCUUACAGAAUUUAUAAAAUUACAGUGUUGCAAAGUAUAUUUAUAUGUUAUAAAUAUAAUUCUAUCAGGUAAAAAAAUAUAUAUAU